Nothobranchius furzeri (turquoise killifish) is the source of this 2038-nucleotide messenger RNA. RefSeq names its product secreted frizzled-related protein 2 (gene sfrp2). Gene Ontology annotation, biological process: non-canonical Wnt signaling pathway; canonical Wnt signaling pathway. Gene Ontology annotation, molecular function: Wnt-protein binding. Lineage: Eukaryota; Metazoa; Chordata; Actinopteri; Cyprinodontiformes; Nothobranchiidae. The record is from RefSeq and is a predicted model, not a curated record.
UCCCAGACAUGUCUGGAAGAAAACCCCAGUUACCGGCAGGAUCUGGUCACUGACACACGCUUCAUCCAGCUGGAGCGCAGCAAAAAACAAUCUUGAACGCAUUUCGCAACUUUCAGAAGGCAAAAAUGAGAGGCUUCAUUUUCACGGUGACCGUUUUGUGGAUGAUCUCGGCAUCCUGCGCAGAAGCCAUCCACGGACUGUACAACUUUGGCCAGCAUGAUUUAUUCCACAAAAAGAACAACUGCAAGCAGAUUCCGUCCAGCCUGCUCCUUUGUCACGACAUAGAGUACACGGAGAUGCGCCUGCCGAACCUGCUCGGGCACGAAUCCAUGAACGAAGUUCUGCAGCAAGCUUCUUCGUGGAUCCCUCUGAUCCAGAAGCAGUGUCACCCGGACACGAGGAAGUUCCUUUGUUCGCUUUUCGCUCCCGUCUGCCUGGAUGAUUUAGACGAGCCCAUCCAGCCUUGCAGGUCGCUGUGUGAGAGCGUGAAGCGCGGAUGCGCACCCGUCAUGUACGCGUUUGGCUACCCGUGGCCUGACAUGUUGAACUGCGACCGCUUCCCACUGGACAACGACCUGUGCAUACCACCUGCAAGCGUGGAAAACGUCGUGCCAGUCACUAAAGAGGUACCCAGGGUGUGUGAUGCCUGUAAAGAAACAGAAGAAAAUGACAAUGAAAUUGUUGACAACCUGUGCAAGAAUGAUUUUGCCCUGAAAAUCAAAGUGAAGGAGAUCUCAUACAUCAACGGAGACACCAAGGUAGUACCAGAGACCAAGAGCAAGACCAUUUACAUGAUGAAUGGCGUGAGCGAGCGUGACCUACGGAAGACGGUGCUGUGGUUGAGGGAUGGGCAGAAGUGCAUCUGCGAGGAGAUGAACGACAUCAACGCUGCCUACCUGGUUGUGGGCCAGAAGGUUGAUGGUCGUCUGGUUAUCACCUCACUGAAGCGCUGGCAGAAGGGCCAGCGAGAGUUUAAGAGGAUUACACGCAGCAUUCGUAAGAUCCAGUGCUAGAAACUGCGCAUCUGCGUGGGAGAUUGAGUUUAUUUACUGGCUGACUUGUGUUUGGGGCACAGAACUCAUAAAAACAGAACAUACUCGUUCAUCCACUUGAAGUAUAAUCAUUAGGAUUAUGUGAAAUUACACAUAUAACACACAUAAAUAAAAAGUAAAAGCUGAUGUUUUAUUUUUACUUUAACUGCCAUUUAGGGAAAUAAUCACUUUUCAUGUUCAUUUAGUGUUGACCUACUGCCCCUUAGUGGACAGUUUUUAAUACAGCACGUGUUUCCAUAACAAGCUUUUCUUUUUUGCACUGGGUUAGUGGUUAACGUGGAGCUGAAUAUCAAGUUACACAACUGAAUUUAUAAUAAAAUGUUUUUACAAUUACUGGUUGUAAGAAAAAGUUGAGUUAAUCAAACAGACAUCUGAGGGUUAGAGCUGGAAAUAAGUAUUUUUAGACCUGACUAACUUUAAAACACAUUAAAUUAACAAUUUAUGAAAAUUUUUGAUGAAGGAAUUUAAAGUUAAAUUGAACAAAAAAAUAGAAAAUUUCUUUAACAACGUCUUCCUGACCAAGACGUUUUAUUUUUUUGAAAUUCAGUUUGCACCAUGAACUAGAAAAGGUGUUUUUCUUGGGGCAUAUUAUGGAAAGGUGUGAUUCUUGUGUGAAAGUUGCCUGAUUUUAUUCCCUCUGUUUGCAAGUAAAAUGGAGAGAUAGCUGGCUAUAUUCUCUUUCUAUAUUCCUACUUUAAAAAUGUUUCUUCUUUCUGUCAUCAUGAUAAAACAAAUAUUUUUCUACUCCAGCUUUCAUAUUUCAGUCAAGCUUUUGUUUUAACUUGCAGCUACUUGAUGUAUUUUGAGCAUUUUUUUUAUUUUUUGUUAGAUAUAAUCUAAUUUUUGGUUGUUUAGUGUUGUGCUGAGCAGUAAAUUGCCCUAUAAGGUACUGUGUGUAAUAUAAAAUGUUGUUUAAGAAAGUGUAAAUAUCAAAUAUUGUCAUUUAAACCAAAGCGUUGACUAAUUAAAAGUUUUAAAAUGUUUAA